UUAUCCCUUUCUUUCCGGCUUCACAUGAGCGGCGGGAACCUCUCGCUUGCUCUCUCGUUUUCUAUGGCGAUGGUGAGCGCGCGGCUGUUGCGAACGCUGCCGUGCUGUGGGAUUGGAGUAGAAUGGAAGGAUAGAAGAAGGCUUAGAGGUUUUCGAUGCUCGGCGAUCUCUGUCGAGGCGCCAGUGGCGGGCAUCUCCGGCAUCCGAUGGGGCUCCAGCAAGCUCCAGGGGGCCCGAUCGGAAAUGGAGGACGAAGUAGUUCUCCGGUCCGAUGGCCUCUCGGGAUUUUCCUUCGCUGCCGUCCUCGAUGGCCAUGCUGGUUUCUCAUGCGUUGAGUUCCUGAGGGAGGAAUUAUACAAAGAAUGUGUCACAGCUAUGCAAGGUGGGUUGCUACUGACCAACAAUAACUUUGGUGUUGUAAGAGAAGCAAUUGAGAAAGUAUUUGCAAAUGUUGAUGCCAGGCUCUCGAUUUGGCUUGAACAGACAGGCAAGGAUAUUGAAUCUGGUGCAACAGCAACUGUCAUGUUUGUCAGGAACGAUGCACUAAUCAUUUCACAUGUUGGUGAUUCCUGUGUGGUUAUAUCUCGCAGAGGAAAAGCUGAAAUGCUGACAAAUCCACAUCGACCUUAUGGAAACAAUAGAGUUUCUCUCGAAGAAAUCAAGCGUGUUAGAGCAGCAGGUGGAUGGAUUGUUGAUGGUCGCAUCUGUGGGGAUCUUGCUAUUUCUCGGACUUUUGGGGACAUACGCUACAAGUCAAAGAAGAAUGAAAUGCUAAUGAAAGGAGUUAAGCAGGGACGAUGGAAUGAUAAAUUUGUCUCCAGAAUUCAGUUCAAAGCAGAUAUAGUAACUUCUUCACCAGACAUAUCUCAAAUAGAACUCAGCUCUGAUGUGGAGUUUGUUUUGCUGGCUUCCGAUGGUCUAUGGGACUAUAUGAAAAGCUCAGAAGCAGUAUCUUUUGUCAGAGAUCAGCUACGCCAGCAUGGUGACGUUCAGAUAGCUUGUGAAGCUCUAGCACGUGCUGCUUUGGACCGACAUUCACAAGACAACAUAAGCAUAAUUAUAGCCGACUUGGGGAGGACAGAUUGGCAGAACUUGCCGGUGCAGGGGCCAAACUACCCCUAUGAAAUAACCCAAGCCUUUGCGACAGUGGGCGUUGUUUUCCUAGGAAUAUGGUUAUCCUCUUUCCUUGGUAUAUAAAGAAAAGUUUAUUAGGUUGUACAUAGUUAUAGACAUAUUUCCAUGUAAAUUGGAACUCUUUUAGUCGUUGUUUUCGUUUCACAGAAAAAGUUUUUUUUAUCA
Zingiber officinale is the source of this 1299-nucleotide messenger RNA. RefSeq names its product probable protein phosphatase 2C 5. The record is from RefSeq and is a predicted model, not a curated record. Gene Ontology annotation, molecular function: protein serine/threonine phosphatase activity. Gene Ontology annotation, biological process: protein dephosphorylation. NCBI's taxonomy places the organism in Eukaryota, Viridiplantae, Streptophyta, Magnoliopsida, Zingiberales, Zingiberaceae. Bases 25 to 1197 code for a protein of 390 amino acids. The transcript is spliced from 11 exons.